AUGGAGAACAGGGAACUACUAAUCGGUGAUAGCGACUGCCUCCCCGUCACCUGUGGCGUACCACAGGGCUCGGUGCUGGGUCCAACAUUGUGGAACCUGUUUUACGACGGCGUGCUCAGGCUCCCAGUGCCAGCCGGAGUCAAACUCGUCGCGUUCGCGGACGACGUGGCGGUGGUGGCAGUGGCCCACAACGCUGAGUUGGUCGAGCAGUUGGUGAACCCCGCUCUCAGCAUGAUUUGUGAGUGGAUGACCGUGAAUGGUUUGCGACUCGCCCCUGAAAAAUCCGAAUGCGUGGUUCUCACCAAGAAACGCGUUUUUCGGGAUCCAGUGCUGCGCGUCGAUGGAUGCCCGAUAGCUGUAAAAAGGGCGGUAAGGUACCUAGGUGUUCAGCUGGACACGCGCCUCUCCUUCGGUAAACACGUGGAUUCGGUGACGACGGGAGCGAGGAAAGCCGCCUCUGCGCUCGGCAGGCUAAUGCCCAACGUAGGCGGCCCAGCCCAGUGUAAACGCAGCCUGCUAAUGAGCGUGGUCCACAGCCGCCUACUGUACGGCGCUGCUUACUGGGCAGACGAGGUGCAGCACGUGGCGAAGUAUAAAAACAUGAUGCUCCAGAGCCAGAGAUGCGCCGCCCUCAGAGUGGCGAGAUGUUACAGAACGGUCUCGGAUAUGGCAGCACUUGUUCUUGCAAGGAUGCCACCAGUCACUCUGCAGGCAGCCGUGCGCAAGCGCGCCACUGCUCUAAGGAAAGAAGGCGCGGUCCUGACAGCGCAGCAGAAAGAAGACGACACGAUUGCUCAUUGGCAGGUGAUGUGGGAUGCCUCCACAAAAGCUGCGUGGACGAAGUCGCUCAUCCCGGAUUUGCGAAGAUGGUGGAGUCAAGGACCGAGGGAAAUCAGCUUCCACAUGGCCCAAGUCCUAACGGGCCAUGGCUGCUUCCAGAGCUACCUGUGGCGGAGGAAGAAAGCCGAAAACCCUGGGUGCGUACACUGUCCGGCUGUCUUCGAUGACGUCGAACACACGGUUUUCGCUUGUCCAUUUUGGGACGUAGCACGAGCGGACGUUGCAGUGGCGCUAAGAAAACCAGUUGGUCCAGAGGAUGUUUCAUAUCUUUUGUGUGGUCCCGACCCACAAGAGCUUCCGGAAGAACCCUCCCAGCGGAGAACGAUAAUUGAUGCAUCAACGAGGCACAGGGAGCUCUUUCGGCAGAUGGUGGAGACCAUUCUCUCUGAAAAAGAGGAAAUGGAGAGGCAGCGGCAGCGCCAAAUGUAA
Messenger RNA from Macrosiphum euphorbiae (potato aphid), 1269 nucleotides. The record is from the annotation of a GenBank genome assembly. Lineage: Eukaryota; Metazoa; Arthropoda; Insecta; Hemiptera; Aphididae.